Lichtheimia ornata is the source of this 561-nucleotide messenger RNA. RefSeq lists its product as uncharacterized. The record is from RefSeq and is a predicted model, not a curated record. Lineage: Eukaryota; Fungi; Mucoromycota; Mucoromycetes; Mucorales; Lichtheimiaceae. Bases 1 to 561 code for a protein of 186 amino acids. The transcript has a single exon.
AUGCUCUCCGAAGGUACUCUCAAGGUUACUGUUCACUCUGCUCGCCACUUGGCUGAUGUUGAACAUGGCGGCAAGAACGACCCCUAUGUCAAGCUUUCCCUUGCUCAAGAGGAGGGCUUUAUCGACCAAGAAACCACUGUCAAGAAGGACGCUGGCAGCCAAGCAUCCUGGGAUGAGACCUUUGAGUUCGCUUAUAAUGGUCAACCCAACCUUUACAUUGAAGUGAUGGAUAAGGAAAAGGGUGUUGAUGAGCUUAUUGGUUUCGCUGCUAUUCCUUUGGACCAAGCACCCAUCUCUGGUGUCUUUAACGUCUUUGAAACUGAAGGCAAGGUCGCUGGUGCUGUUCUUAUCUCUAUCAACAAUGAUGGUUUCGAAGAACCUGUCCCUGGUCGCUCUUUCAUCGAUGAGGAGCAUUUGGAACGUGCUAAGAAGUUGAACCGCAAGGCUGUUGCUGGUGAUGUUGCCGAGGUUGCUGUUGCCACUGGUGCCGCUGUUGGUCUUGGUCUCUUGGGCAAGAAGCUUUUCGAGAACUACCAAGCCAAGAAGGCUGGUGAUGCUUAA